Messenger RNA from Clonostachys rhizophaga, 240 nucleotides. The record is from the annotation of a GenBank genome assembly. NCBI's taxonomy places the organism in Eukaryota, Fungi, Ascomycota, Sordariomycetes, Hypocreales, Bionectriaceae.
AUGAACUCGAAACGGACCUCCCGAAGAAGCUCGACGAUUUCCAUACAGAGCAGCACCACGCUCUCCGACAGUCGCUUCGACCAGCUCUUGGCCGAUAGCAAGUUCCACACGAGCGGCCGUCAGCUUUUCAGUCCACGACGAAGGCUUGAGCCCAAGAAAGGUAGCAUGACAUCGCUUAGGUCAUAUGCGACACAUUCCUGUAUAGUAACGACGAGGCCAAGGAUGAGGAUGAAUUUAUAA